CUUUUUUUCUUUUUUGUUUAUUGUUAUUACUAUCUCUCUUUGUUGUUUCCGAAUAAUAAAUUCUUAUUCUUGUUUAUGUAGAUACUAUAAUACCUAUAAACCUCAUAUAGAAGAAAUGGAAGAUCUUUACUCUUCUUUAGCUACUGCAUCCCUUCAUUUUAAUAACGGUCAAAUCAAAGAUGCUUAUACUACUUUUUUACUCACAACGCAGAAUGCUUUAAGACCACUAUUUGACGUAAAAUUUGUUCAUUGUUCCAUUAUUUCAAAACUAUCACAUUCUGACGAUCUAAUAACUAUUUUACAUUUAUGCAUUGAUUCUAUAGAAAAUAUUAUAAAACAAUAUUCAACUACCAUUCCAACACCAACGAAAACCAUACCUCCCCCAUUACCCCCAAAACCUUCUCAUGUAAACAAGCUGGUCUUGUCUCCAAAAUUAAUGACUCCUAUACCAGCAAAAGAUCGAGCUAUAACAACAAAUAGCAAAAAGGUUCAUUAUAAUACGAAAAAACCUACUAGUAGUAUUAGUGAAUACCAAAUGAAUAUGUUCAUGUGUCAACAACAUGAGGAUGGACCUAUCCCCGAUGGAGAAAUUAACCCAACUCAUCUUGUGCCAGCACAAACAAAUAAUAAUAAUGACACUUUAACCCCUCCUCCAAGUGAAUUAGGAACAUUCAUAAAAAGAGUCGACCCUAUUCCUCAUAUACCUAUACCUCCACUUCUCACGACACACAGGGUAUUACAAGCUAAACUUGAUAAACUUGAGACAGCCUUAAAGGAAUUCCAUACACAAAGAAACCAGCUGAGUCAGGAUGAGAAUCAAAUGAGAGACGAGCUUGAUAUGGCCAUUGCAAAGUAUACACCUUAUAUUGCUGAGGCUAAACAGACAUUAAAUCGAGUUCGUACACUCUAUAUGAGUGCAGCUACUAUCCCUAGUAUACUUCAAUUUCAACCAGGAUUAGUGGCCUAUCAACUAACAAGGAUUGAAUCUGCCAUCUUUCUCGCCAUUCCUCCACACGCAUUACUUACACAUUCACCAAAGAAUCCUCAUCCACGUCUUGUCGCUUCCUCCGAUUUUUUCAACUAUGUAACUCGAGUUAUUGAACAUUCGAUUCUCUUACCUCAGGAGGCCUCCUCUCGAGCGCAACACAUGAAUCAUUGGAUUAAGAUAGCCAGUAAAUGCCAAGAACUGAACAACUAUCAAACCUUGAAGGCCAUCGUCUCUGCGUUAGGGACACCGCCUGUACAACGAUUAAAGAGGACAUGGGCGUAUAUCCCAAAGAAAAGUAUAACUCGAUUAGAGGCCAUGAACGAACUCAUGUCAGAGGCUAAUAAUUAUGGUAAAUACCGUGAACAUAUGGGGAUUGUAUCUACUUCGGUUUUAAAUGGUAAAAGUGUCCAUUUGAUCCAAUCUGAGCAUUACAGGAGACCUACGGUGCCGUUUUUAGGCACCUUUAUUCAUGACAUGACUUAUUUAUUGGCUGCUGUGGGACAGCAAUCAACACCACUAUCCAAUCAUCAUCAUCAUCAUCAUCACCAUACAAAGAUGACGAUACCCAUUCGAACUUCUUCUCAUAACAAUACUCUGUCUAAUAGUGACCCACGUAUUCAAAAACUUUUGCAAAUGCUUGAAAGAUUUCAACUUACACCCCCUUAUGAGAGGAAACCAAAUGCAACAUUAUCAAAAAUAAUCAUGAAUCAUAAAUCUCAAACAACACGACCUGUCUUUUCUCAGGCUUUUCAACGAAGUAAAACAAGUUUUGGGCGAUUAGGAGAAGCAAUUGGUUUUGGUAAUAAUAGUCAACAUCAUACUACAGAGAAUAGUACUCAUUCACUAUCAGGAGGAGGAGGAGGAGGAGUAGGAGAUUUAAUCAUCCAUAGUUCUUUACAGCAAAGCAAUCAUCAUUCUGAAAGUUCUGAUAUGGAAGAGCAACAAAACUUAGUUACACAGUAUUUAUUGAUGCGUUCAUGGGUUAACCAGGCAACUGUGGAUGAACUGAGUGUGAUACGUGAGCCACCAUCUCAUCAUAAGCAUGCCUCUGAAAGAACAAGCAGCAUGGGAAGUCACUACACAAGUUCUAUCAUAAGCAAUGCAAGUUCUUUGAUACUGCUCAGUAAUAAUAAUAACAGUUCUACUACCAAUAGUUGUUUAACAUUAGCUUCAUCCUCAUUGAAUGAUAGCAGUCGACCUGAAAGUUUAGAUGAUAAUCAUUUGUAUAUUUAUGGAAAAGGAUCAGCUAAUCAAAAUGAACCACUUGCAACUUCUUCAUCCACUCUAGUGUCAUGAUUGUAAGAUUUGUAUCUUAAUCUCAAUUUAGAUAAAUAGUCAUAAUAGAAUAUAUAAUGCAUUUCUAUAUUAAUUCUGCCAAUGUAAAUACAAAAAUAUAUUUUUUUUUCCUUGUAUAGGAAAAUAAUUAAUAAAAGU
Cokeromyces recurvatus is the source of this 2422-nucleotide messenger RNA. Its product is annotated as ras guanine nucleotide exchange factor domain-containing protein. Gene Ontology annotation, biological process: positive regulation of GTPase activity; Ras protein signal transduction. Bases 116 to 2284 code for a protein of 722 amino acids. NCBI's taxonomy places the organism in Eukaryota, Fungi, Mucoromycota, Mucoromycetes, Mucorales, Mucoraceae. Gene Ontology annotation, cellular component: plasma membrane. Gene Ontology annotation, molecular function: guanyl-nucleotide exchange factor activity. The transcript is spliced from 5 exons. The record is from RefSeq and is a predicted model, not a curated record.